UUAUUUACCUUUCUCUUUUUUUCUUCUUUCUAUUUAUACACAAAGGUUGUUGUGGUCUUCUCUCCUUGACUUCACUAUAACCUUCUUCUAAACAAUUAAUAAUCUCUAUCUUUCAUUCUUUCUCAUCAAAUUUCACUUAUGGAUGAAAGGUGGGGUGAGGAAAAGAAAAUCUAUGACUACAAAGAAGAGAAUAUUGAGUAUGAAGAAGAAGAAGAAGAUGAUGAAGAUGAAGAAGAGGUUUUGAAAGAGAAGAAAAGGGUGAUGAAGAGUUAUAAAAAGAAAGGGUCAAAAGCUGGAGGAUCAGUGUUACCAUGUUGUCAAGUUGAUAACUGUAAUGCUGAUCUAAGUGUUGCUAAGCAAUAUCAUAAGCGCCAUAAGGUUUGUGAACAUCAUGCUAAGGCUCAUUCAGUUCUCAUUCAAGACCUACAACAAAGGUUUUGCCAACAAUGUAGCAGGUUUCAUGAGGUAUCAGAAUUUGAUGAGUUAAAAAGAAGUUGUAGAAGGCGUUUAGCUGGACAUAACGAGAGGCGUCGCAAAAAUGUAUCUGAAUAUCACGGAGAAGGAUUUAACCGAUGAAGAUGUUGAUUGAGCAACAUAUAUAUAAUUCAAAUUGAUGUUAUUUGUGGAAGCUCUCUCUCUUCUGUCAUCAUCAAUCUCUCUAUGCUAUGUUGGAGUUAUAUCUACAACAAUAAUUUUACCUUAAAUGAAAUCAUAAAAAAUAUGUGUUGGAAUUCGUGGCUUUUGGAAGUGUAUGUGUUUCUUUCAUGUCCUUGUUCCAUUCCAUUUAUUAUCAUGACUUUCCUACAAUAAUAUAUUUGAGGGAUGUAUAUAUAUGCUUUAAUGACCAAUGAUCACUAGUACUAAAUAUUAAUUGAAAUAAUUUCGGUCAAAA
Messenger RNA from Cicer arietinum (chickpea), 892 nucleotides. RefSeq names its product squamosa promoter-binding protein 1-like. Lineage: Eukaryota; Viridiplantae; Streptophyta; Magnoliopsida; Fabales; Fabaceae. Gene Ontology annotation, molecular function: DNA binding; DNA-binding transcription factor activity. Gene Ontology annotation, biological process: flower development. Gene Ontology annotation, cellular component: nucleus. The record is from RefSeq and is a predicted model, not a curated record.